Molecule: messenger RNA, 3144 nt
Organism: Liolophura sinensis
Lineage: Eukaryota; Metazoa; Mollusca; Polyplacophora; Chitonida; Chitonidae
Product: protein Wnt-16-like
Exons: 4
Coding region: 562-1650 (362 amino acids)
Biological process (GO): cell fate commitment; canonical Wnt signaling pathway; multicellular organism development
Cellular component (GO): extracellular region
Molecular function (GO): cytokine activity; frizzled binding
Source: RefSeq, a predicted model, not a curated record
UAAAAACGCUAAAAACUAAGGCAUUAUAUUAUUAUUAUUAUUGCUAUUAACACCGUGGGAUUAAGACUAUACUUCAGGCAUGGAAGGCUAAUUUUGUUCGUCUUUUCUCCCGAAGUUUCUGUGUUUUCUCAGCGGCACAGGUACACCAGUUUCACCGGGCCACCCCGGUUACCUGCGCGGGCGAGGGAGAAGUAUACGGAUGACAACACUUCCACAAGAUACCCUGCAUGGCCCACCGUACCACAGAGACCCACGGAAAACAAGAAGGCAUAUAUCGUCUCCGUUCACUGUCCCGAACAGCCAAUCAAAUGUGAUGUCUUCUGGCGAGCCGAGCUGAGAAGUCUCAGUCAACCAAUCGCAGCCCCCAUUAUAAGGCGAUAAAAUUGCGAUGAAUUAUAUUUCUUUCAACAAGUUUACCGCUUGUAGUGACAGGCUAGCAAACUAUCCGAGACUCGUACUUCGACAACGUCUGGCGGCGAAACUUUACAGAGAUGAAGUGUAGACCAAUUAAGAGAACCGUUCAAGAAACGAGGAUGUGAGGCUCUGUCUCUCUUGUAUACCAUGGAUUUUAUUCUGCGGUCAGGAAAACAUUGGAUUUACUUUACUCUAGUCUUUUUUCUGCCUCUGCUGCAGGCGGCCCUCGGAAACUGGAUGUACUUGGGCAUCGCCUCGCUGGGCUCCCUGGGUACGGAGCAACAGACUGGUUGUAACGAGGUCCCGGGGCUAGUGGUCCAGCAACUGGAGGUGUGCAAGAACAACCCCGAGUCCAUCUGGUGCGUCAGUGAAGGGGCGCGCAGAGGGAUUUGGGAGUGUCAGCGUCAGUUUAAAUUCGAACGAUGGAACUGUACUACCACCCGAAAUCAGUCAAAUCUAUUUGGUGAAAUCCAAUAUCUAGCAACAAGAGAAACCGCCUUCAUUUACGCUGUCUUGAGUGCUGGCGUUGUGCAUGCCGUGACCGAAUCAUGCAGCGCAGGCAACUUAACGGACUGUUCCUGCGAUCUCACCCGUCAGGGCAUGAGUAACGUCGAGGGCUGGAAGUGGGGAGGAUGCAGUGACAAUAUUAACUAUGGAUUAUGGUUCAGUAAGACAUUUGUGGAUGCCCCUGAGACCACCAGACACACAAACAGCCGGGAUAUAAAAAACAGGAUGAAUCUGCACAACAACGAGGUCGGGCGACAGGUCGUGGAAAAGAAUAUGCGCAUACAGUGCAGAUGCCAUGGAGUGUCCGGAUCUUGUGCUGUGAAAACAUGCUGGAAGAAAAUGCCAAGUUUUCAUGACAUAGGAAAACUACUAAAAGAAAAAUACGACAGUUCCGUGGAAUUGGCUCCUCGUUCGAGGAAAAAGCUGAGGGCUCGGAUGCGGGAUCAUAGAAAUAAAAAAGGUCGAGUACCUAGAGACCAGCUUGUACACCUUAACCGAUCGCCCAACUACUGCCGGCCGGAUCCGGACAAUGGCAUUCUGGGAACUCGCGGAAGGUUAUGCAAUCGAUCUUCCACCGGCCCAGAUAGCUGUGAUUUAUUGUGCUGUGGUCGUGGAUAUAAUACCCAAGUUGUGCGCAACGUGAGGAGGUGUCAUUGUAAGUUCCACUGGUGUUGUUAUGUGUCGUGCAAAACUUGUGAGACGAUGAUCGACAAACACACGUGUAAGUGAAUACCCCAAGACGAUUAUCGAUGAAAAAUCGAUGUAUAUGAUCAACAAGAAAGUAGCAAGGGAAGUGGCGUGGAUUCUCCGCUGGAUUCAGGACAAGACGUUCUAAAGUGAGCGCGGAACUCAGUGGGGCUGUAUAUCGAUGUAGACAUGGAAAGAUUAUCAUAUUAUGUUAUAUAAAAUCGUGUAGUGACACAUACUAAAGGCAUGGAGUCACAGCGCAUUUUACACGAGUAAUUUAUAUCGGUAUAUAGACAACAGAAUCACCUGAUUCAUAGCGCGUAGAGGUUUCAUAGCUGGACCAAGGAUGAUGUAGGAAUGAGUGAUACACACCCGAAAUACAUCUCAUGAAUUUAGAUUCCACGUUGUCCUGAUAUUUCUGGCUCCAUAUAGGUUUGUGGCAUUCACAUGCCAAUUUAAACAAUUGGUUAUGUACUAUGACUGCCGAUGUUUAGACAGUGUUUAGAGGAAGGUUCCAAAGCUGUUUUACGGCAACUGGGAUGUUUAAGGUUGUUCUCGACGAACAAGCUCAGCUCUUACUAAAACAUGUCGAAGAGUAUAUAGUACUUUCAUAUCAAUAGUUUAUUCUAAAGUUUAUUUGUGGGAGGAGUGACUAUUUUACCAACCUUUAAUUAUUUUGUCCGUAGCUUUUUUACUAAGAUUUGAUCGCAUUUAAUACACUUGAUGCAUUAAGAGAGUAGAACCUGAAUGUCUUUUCCUUCUCAUUUUAAUGAAGUUCACCUUUACAAAUUGUACUAUUGCCAUUAUAAUGCAGUUCCGUUGGUGUCAAAGUCAGUCUGUUUGAACGUAAUAUAUUUAUAUAUUUGUGACAGCAUUAUAUCAAUGUCUAAGUUUAAGAUUUAAGGAAUACUAUAUGUUUUAAACCUUUUAAACAUUGGCCACGGAAAACAGUCUGCAUGACCUUUAAAUUGUGGAGUAAAACGUGCUACAUGAUGAACACAGAAGAGAAAUGCUAUUUCCUCUUUUGAUAAAUUAUUCGUGUCGAAUUUCUACAUAACAUGUUUAUAUAUCAGAUAAGGUGUUAUGAAAACUCGUAUAGCAACAAAGGAACUGUCUUUGGCGACGAAACUCUGCCAGAUCUUGGGGACUUGCCGCAGUUCUUUUUUCAGUUAGCUAAACAGCAUUGUGUUACUUCACAGAAAUUGGAGAUGUCUAUGUGAGGUACUGAAGGAUACUAACAAUAAUUUGUAAAUAAAUAUGAGCACCAGUGUUUCGUUGCUGUUGUUUAAAACAUCCACUCCUUUUUGGUCCAUUUUGUUUAUACGGAUGGUUAUUUCUACAGUCAGACCCUUGGAUGUAAGUGAUACUGCGUUACUGCGUUGUUAUGUCACAAGGAAAGUUAUUUUCUUCUUUUGUAAUGGUCCUUCAGGUAAUGGUAUAUAUCCGGAAAUAAAAUAGAUCCAUUGGACUUGAGAUGUUUAAGCAAAUCAAAGAGGACUUGAAUUGCUUUAUUCACGAAACUAUCCACCGUAACCU